Messenger RNA from Thermothielavioides terrestris NRRL 8126, 1406 nucleotides. RefSeq lists its product as uncharacterized. Lineage: Eukaryota; Fungi; Ascomycota; Sordariomycetes; Sordariales; Chaetomiaceae. The record is from RefSeq and is a predicted model, not a curated record. The coding region runs from base 174 to 1046 and encodes 290 amino acids. The transcript is spliced from 2 exons. Gene Ontology annotation, cellular component: endoplasmic reticulum; plasma membrane.
CACAUCCACACACACAGAGAGCUGGUUCAGAUCCUGUCCGCUGAUCCUCCCCCCUGGGUAUCUCCUACAUCACAGCUCGUGCUCAACACUCGGACAUCUUGAAACACCACAUUAUCAACCAACGGCGGGAACUCUUGAGUGAUACCUUGAGCACCGACUGCGAGCGAGCCACCAUGGCGAUCCUCUACCAUCGCAACGACGCUCUGUCAGUGAACCCCCCGGCGGGUGACCAGUACCUCACCACCAAUGGCUCCGACUGGCUGUUUACUGUCGCGUCCAUCUAUGGCUUCUCUCUUCUCGGCCUCUAUGCGCUGAAGUUCACUGCCCGCGCCGGCGAGCGCUUCUUCCACUACCUCUUCAUCAUCGCCAACUUCGCCGGCCUGAUCGCCUACUACGCCAUGGCGUCGGACCUCGCGUGGACGCUGGUCGGCCAGGCCAACCAGAUCGACCGCAGCGGCCUGGUCCGGCAGAUCUUCUGGGCCAAGUACGUCUUCUGGGUCGUGGCCUUCCCGACCGUCGUCAUCGCCCUGGGCGUCCUGAGCGGCGUCGCGUGGGCCACCAUCGUGUACAACGUCGCGCUCUCCUGGGUCUGGGUGAUCUCGUACCUGGUCGCCGCCUACACGCCCACCAACUACAAGUGGGGCUUCUUCGCCUUCGGCCUGCUGGCCCAGUUCUUCCUCGCCUUCCAGACGCUGCAGCACGGCCGGACCAGCGCCGCCCGCGUCGGCAUCCACGGCGACUACCUCGGCCUCGCCGGCUGGGUCAACCUGCUCUGGCUGCUGUACCCCAUCGCCUGGGGCCUGACCGACGGCGGCAACUACCUCGGCGUCACCCCGGGCUUCAUCUGGUUCGGCAUCCUCGACGUCCUGCUGCUGUCCGGCGUCGGCUUCGCCAUCGUCUUCCUCUCCCGCCGCUGGGACUACGGCCGCCUCAACAUCGCCUUCACCCAGUACGGCCGCGUGCCCGCCCAGCCCGGCACCUUCCCCGAGAAGGAUGGUCCCGCCGCGGCCACGCCCGCCGCCGGCGCCCCUGCUGCUUCUGCCUAAGUCGGGACCGUCUGUUCGGAUCAAGCGGAGGAGACUGGAAUAAGGGAGGUGAUGCCCGGUUCCGCUCCUGCCGUCGCCGAAGGGCACAAAAGCCAAAACAACAAAACAAAGGGGGAGAAGGAAGCGGGGAGGACUUCUGUUGGCGCUCAUUUACGCAUGCUAUGCCGUUUUGCACUGUUUGCUUCAUGAAGAGAUACCCACACUCGCUACGGACGGGAGAUAGACUCAGGUGUUCAGGGAGGGGGGAAGGCCUGGUUAAGGGGUCGAGGAAUAAUGUCUAAUUCAUGAUCACCUCAUGAACCAGCCCAUCAUUAGCACAUAGGACUAGGACUGAAUUAUACCCCGUUGACGUUCAAACUU